GCCAUCAUACCGCGCAUGAAGUUGUCCACCCAGGGCGAACUCCUGGUGUGCGUGUCAUGCGCCGUGUACGUCGUGUACUACAUCCUGGUAGUGGUGCGCAAACCGCGGCUCGUGUGCCGCGCCGGCCGCCUACGCCGCUUCCUGUCCGGCGGCAUGGACGAAUUCAUCCGGAACUACUACUGGGCCCCGAUCUGGUGCUUCGGCGCCAACAUGCAGUGCCUCGUCGGCUUCCUCUACAACAGCUGGCUUCCGCGGCUGUCGUACAGACGCGAGCUGUUGGAGCUCUCGGACCGGGGCCUAGUAGCGCUGGACUGGGUGAAUGAGGACCAGACGGGUCCGGUGGUGAUCCUUGCUGGCGGCGGCUUCACGGACAGCCAGAGCCGGCCCUGGCGCGCCCUCCUGCCAGCGCUCACGGCUCUCGGCAAUCCUUGUGUAGUGGUCAACGGCCGCGGUUGCGGUGGCGUCCCUCUGACUACGAAUCGAAUCACCUAUGCGGCCAGUGUCAGUGACUUCGCAGAGGUAGUGGCAGAGGUGCGCAAACGGUACCCGACGGAGUGUGUGCUUGGUGUGGGCGUUUCCUUGGGCGGCCUGCAGCUGGCGCUUUACUUGUGCCAGUGGGGUCCCCGCGCGCAGCUAGACGCGGCGGUGGCCGUGUCGGCACCUUUCCAGUUGGGCCUAGCUAGCCGUAAUCUAGGGCGCUGGGGCACGAACAUGCUGCUCAACGUCUGGAUGACUCGCCGUUUUGUGCGCUGCCUGCGCGACAACGAGGAGGUGGUGCGCACGGCCAAGGUAGUCGAAGCAGACAAGGUGUUCAGUUGCUGGACGCUGUCCUCGUUCAACAAGCGCUACGCUGCUCCGGUAUACGGCUUCCCCUCUCUAGAGGACUUCUACGAACACUGCAGCCUCAAGGUGGUUACACAGAAGUCUCGUGAGCACCGAUAUAUUACAAGUUCCGGGCGUGCAUUGGCUCGUACGUGCAGGGAUGGCUGGGCAUGGUGCAGCGUCCCCCUGGUGUUCCUCUUCUCGUCGGACGACGCGCUGAACCCCCGCAGCGCCUCUCUGGAAGAGGAGAUCAUGAAGUCGCCGUGGCUGGCCGCCGUGGUGACGCCCCGCGGCGGCCACAUGGGUUUCGUGGACGGCUGGCUGUGGCCGCGACAGCCGUUCUACCUGGAGCGCUUCGUCACGUCGUUCGUGCAAGGUGUGCACCGAGUGUGCAAAUCUCGCGGCGUUCAAGUGUUGCACAACCUGGGAGAGUGACGAUGACUGGAGGAAAGAGCGCAUUUGCAUAGCUCACACGUCCUCGGCUGUACAUCAUACGCGCGGAAUUGUAAAAGCCUUUCGCCUGUCGUACCGAUCCUUUCUUUAUUGUAGAUAGUAAUGAUUUUAUACUUUCGUUGUGAUUGCAGAGAGUAGAAAAUGCUGCGUUGCACGAAACACGGCCGAAGCCGUUCGUGAGAAUAGCUGGUUGGUGAAUCUAACUUUCUUGCGACACAGCAACAAAGGCCUCGCAACGAAGUAAGCCCACUGUGAAACAAUACCAUGAAAUUUCGUCGAUUGUCGCUUAAUGUUAUUCUGUUACAGUGUUUCUAGCCCUUUAGUUAGUAGUAUUUAUGUGAUCUACUUCAUCAAAGCCAUGUAACAUUCGAGGCGGGUGGGAUAAAGAAAGUAAGGAAGUAAAAAAAAAACCACAAAACGACAUAAUGAACAGAUCAAAAAUUUCCCAAACUGUUCAA
Messenger RNA from Rhipicephalus sanguineus (brown dog tick), 1733 nucleotides. RefSeq names its product phospholipase ABHD3-like. Lineage: Eukaryota; Metazoa; Arthropoda; Arachnida; Ixodida; Ixodidae. Gene Ontology annotation, biological process: medium-chain fatty acid biosynthetic process; medium-chain fatty acid catabolic process. The record is from RefSeq and is a predicted model, not a curated record. Bases 16 to 1257 code for a protein of 413 amino acids. The transcript has 6 exons. Gene Ontology annotation, molecular function: acetylesterase activity; monoacylglycerol lipase activity.